AUGCAGUCUCGCUAUGGUCGAGAAGAGUGUGGUGAUGAAGAACGUAGAGACCAGAAUGGUUGGUUCUUUGAGGAGCAAGAUGAUCCCAUGGACUUGGAUAGUCAACCCAUUCACCUCGGGAUGUAUGUGGAACCUCCCCGCAUGCUGGAGGCCGUCCGAAGGUAUAUGGAAAUACUGGAAGAGGCACGUCGUGCGGAUGCACGGCAAUCACCUAGUCAUCAGUGUCUAUGUCUGGAGGUUGUAGGGGCUGUCCGGGAUGGACUUGUCUCCGUGCAACCAGGGUUACUUUUGCUGUCCACGGCUCGGGAGCCGGCAGUGAGAGUGGGCUCGACGGAGUUGGCUUCGCUCCUGCAUAAUGCUUCAGUAACUGAUUUCACUCGUGACUGUGCUUGCGUGCUGGAUAUGCUACGGGAGUAUGUGCUAGCACAAGCUGCCGCUAGCCAAGCGGGCAAGAACGUGUUAUGUCCGAUCCUGCUUCAAGAGGCUCUACAGAUGCUUUUUGUCAAGGAGAGCGGCGUGCAGUCUGUGAAAGCAGAGGAUAUGUAUAGAAUGCUCAGCGUGCUUCCGACACGUGUCGCCGGACGACCUGUCGAGGUGGAGUGGUUGACGAGCCAGAGACGGAGGAUGCGUACGGCGCUUUGCUAG
This is a messenger RNA of Beauveria bassiana ARSEF 2860, 645 nucleotides long. RefSeq lists its product as uncharacterized. Lineage: Eukaryota; Fungi; Ascomycota; Sordariomycetes; Hypocreales; Cordycipitaceae. The coding region runs from base 1 to 645 and encodes 214 amino acids. The transcript has 2 exons. The record is from RefSeq and is a predicted model, not a curated record.